Molecule: messenger RNA, 3024 nt
Organism: Xenopus tropicalis (tropical clawed frog)
Lineage: Eukaryota; Metazoa; Chordata; Amphibia; Anura; Pipidae
Product: zinc finger MYM-type protein 1
Exons: 2
Coding region: 1279-3024 (581 amino acids)
Source: RefSeq, a predicted model, not a curated record
CGCCAUCAGGGGGGCACAGGGGGUGCAGUUGUACCGGGCCCGGCGGAUUCUGACUUGUCAAGGGGGCCCGGCCGUGCUGCUAACUUCUUCGGGCCCCUUUAAACCAAGUUUCAUAUUCUGAUUGGUUGCGCCCCGUGCGUACGUGACGUCAGUACGCACGGGGCGCAACCUUAUAAAAGGGCCUGUCGCCGGUCGGCUGAAGACAGAACAGAAGAGGAACCGCUCCGGAGGCAUCGCUGGAGGAAUCGCUGGAGGAGCCCGAAGCUGCCGAGGAGCCCGAAGCUGCCGAGGAGCCUGCCCUGAAGCCAAGCGAGGAGGAGAGGAGAAGGCAAAGAAGAUCCAGAAAAGAAAGUGUAUAGGAGCUGGACAGGUACCGUGCAACGCAAGAACGCAGUGGGAGUGGUGCAGCUGUCAUUCAUUUCUCAGCCUGGAAGCCCCCUGCAGAAGAGAAGUGAAGACAACAGCAGGUAAGUAGUUUUUUUUUUUUUUUUUUUUUAUUGCGCUUGCUAUUUUUGGUUUGCAGCUGUGGUCCUUGGCUUUAAUAGUAAUAUAUCCUCUUGGUGUUUAUUGUGGCCAUUGUAUCAUAACAGUUGUAUUUUUGUAAUGUUUCAUUUCUUUGUAUAGUUUUGCACUUUAGUUCUAAUCACUUGAAUUGGUUUUGCUUUUAUUUAAGUUAUUUAUCUGCACUUAUCUGGCUGUUUUUGGUGUUUGGUUUCCAUUUUUUUUGGCUUUGGUUUUGGUAGUUUCCCUUUUUUAGGUUUUUCAUUUAAUUGCUUAGCUACUCUCUAGCACUUACGGCUGUAAACGAAAACAGUUGCACUUUAUUUUUAUUUUGCUGUGUGUUUUGUGAUACUUUGGUGUUCUCUUUACAGUUUGUUUUUUUGCUCCAAUUUUGGUAGUUACCCUUUUUAGGUUCUUUGUUUACAUUUAUAAAAAAGUUGCACUUUAUUUUCAUUUGGCACUUUACUCUGUGUUUUGAGAUACUUUGGUGUGUGUCAGAUUUUUUGGUUUCUACCUUGCAAAAUUUGCACUUGAAUUCAUUUGCACUACUUUUGGUUUCAUUUAUUUUAUUUAGCUUUAUUUUGCACUUAAUUUUUGGCAUCCAUAUUUAAGUAAUUACGUUUCUGCUGCUUUUUGUACUUGCCUUUGUGUCCAUAAUUUUUGCGUAACCUUUUUUGCGGUGUGUGAAGAGGUAUAUUGGUUGCACUUUUCUAACAAACAAGUGGGCUCCAUCCCCUUCAUUUUGAGUUAAAAGGUUUAAGGACUUAACACACCAGGAUGUAUCACCAUAAGUCUGGAUCUCAGAAACGCAAGCAGAAGCGAGAGAGAGAGCAAGAAGAUGAAAGGAUGAAAAACAAGAAACCAUUGCUCCAGUUCUUCAAAAAAUCAAGUGACCGUGAUGCAGGGGAAGAUUGUGUGGAUGCUGGCAAAGUCUCUUCUGGAAUAGUGGAACAGGACAAUUUUUGCAACACUGGAGCAAUUGACAGUACGUCUUCAAACAGUGUUUCCUGUAACAAGACUUCCAGUCCCACUACUUGUGCAGAAGUUGAAGAAAGUGCUUCCUGCCGCAUCUCUAAUGUUACCGAAGUCACAUUGAUAGAAGAAGGUAUGUCAUGUAGUCUGUCAAGCAUCGGUGCCAGUGAGUCCUUUGAAAGUCUUGGAAGUUUAGAAGGUGUAAACUGGAAAGACCCUGCAUUUUGGCCAGACACUCUGAGAAGUAAAGCUAGAGAGUGCAUUGUUCUUGCUGGAUUAAUGAGUGAAGAAGAGCUGUUGAAAAUGGUGCAGUAUUUGCCCAAGGAUUGUGACGGCCAAGCCUUUAGUGAGUUUCACUUGUAUUCAAAAUCAUCAAAUGGAUGUGAAAAGAUCCUAAGGGAUUGGCUUAGAUGGAGUGAUGGUAAGAAAGCCUUGUACUGUACACCGUGUCUUGCUUUUUCAUCAGACUCUAGCAGUAAGACAGGAAGUGUCCUGUGCAAGAAGGAAGGGUUUGAUCCAACAAAAUCAAAGUGGCACAAAUUGUACAAAAAAUUACCAGAACAUGAACAUUCUGCGCAGCACAGGAAGAACUACUGGAGCUGGAGAUGUCUUCAGAAGUCUAUGGGUGGACAUGGUGUUGACAAUGACAUGCAAAGAACUUUGGCAAGGGAAGCUGAAAAAUUCACAGUGCUCCUGGAGAGGCUUCUUGAUGUAACAUUAUUUCUUGCUUCAAGGAAUUUGGCAUUCAGAGGUAGUUCACAAAGAAUUGGAGACAUACACAAUGGGAAUUUUCUUGGUAUUCUAGAGCUUGUUAGUCAUUAUGAUGCUGAACUAAGAGAACAUCUGGACAAAGUUAAGAGAAGCCAAGAAAAAGGAAAAAAGCUUCCUGCUCACUAUUUAUCAUGGGGGACCCAGAAUGAAUUCAUUAACCUGUGUGGACAACAUGUUCUGAAUGCCAUACUAUCUGAAAGGCAAGAGGCUAUCUACUUUUCCCUGAUAUGCGAUGCAUCACCAGAUAUUUCUCACACCGAACAAAAUGUCAUUGUUCUUCGCUACGUUCACAGAGACUCUCGGAGUGGAAAUUGGUGCAUUCAAGAAAGAUUUCUUGAAUUUUUUGAUUUUUUUCAGAAGACUGGAGAUGAAAUUGCAGGAAUGAUAACAUCAAGAAUGCGUGAUCACAAUAUUGACCUUAAAGACUGCAGAGGGCAAGGGUAUGAUAAUGGAGCCAACAUGUCUGGAAGAAUUAAAGGAGUAAAAUCCAGAAUCCAGGAGAGGUAUCCAGAAGCUAUGUUUUGCCCCUGUGCUGCACACUCAUUAAACCUUGUUGGUGUACAUGCAGCAUCCAGCUGUCCAGAAGUAAAGACCUUUUUUGGAAGUGUGAACAGACUGUACAUUCUGUUUAGUAACAGCCCUGAAAGGUGGCAUACCCUGACUGAGGAAAUUGCAGGUUCACUGCAUGGUCUAAGUGACACAAGGUGGAGUUCAAGAGUUGAAGCAGUUCGUCCUGUUGCUAAGAAACUCCCAAGCAUUCUUCGAGCUCUUGAAAGGUAA